This is a messenger RNA of Hyaloscypha bicolor E, 375 nucleotides long. RefSeq lists its product as uncharacterized. The record is from RefSeq and is a predicted model, not a curated record. Lineage: Eukaryota; Fungi; Ascomycota; Leotiomycetes; Helotiales; Hyaloscyphaceae. The annotation marks the transcript as partial. The transcript is spliced from 2 exons.
GCUGGUCUCCCCAGAUGCGCCACAAGCUCUCUGCAGGCUGCCCUGGAGUCUUCAUACCUAUACUUCUCACCAACGAUGCAUAUGGAUAAUCUUAUUUCCAUACGGAAGGCGGCUUCAGUUUGUUAUCGACGCAGCGCGGAAGGAGGAACGCGAACUACCACAGAUAAUUCUGCAGUGCUCCAUAAAUUAUUUGAUCGCUAUGGAGCCACCCGGGACUUUCCUGGAUUGGUGUUUGUUGACGACCUUAUGGAUAUGUUUCCAACCGCCCGAAUUAUCUUGAAUCAGCGAGCCUUAGGAGAGGUGUGGGCUGUCAGUGAGCAAUUCGCUGCAAUAUCUCCACCGCAAGACGUAUCUGGCAAACGGUUUUCUCAUUAA